Molecule: messenger RNA, 1786 nt
Organism: Sesamum indicum (sesame)
Lineage: Eukaryota; Viridiplantae; Streptophyta; Magnoliopsida; Lamiales; Pedaliaceae
Gene: ACX4
Product: acyl-CoA oxidase 4
Biological process (GO): fatty acid beta-oxidation
Cellular component (GO): peroxisome
Molecular function (GO): acyl-CoA dehydrogenase activity; flavin adenine dinucleotide binding
Source: RefSeq, a predicted model, not a curated record
CUCUCUCAUCAUCCGCCAACCUUACUACCCGUCUAAGUCUGACUAAGAAUAACCAAAACGUCACUCAAUUUAAUUACUGUUGUAGUAUCUCCAACCCCUUCGCUUUUCUCUCCAAAUCUCUGCAACUCUGCUUCUCCACCUUUAUCGCACAGGUUCUGGAAAUCAGUCGCCAUGAAAGUUCCUCUUUCCCAAGCUCAAGAGGAUAUGAUCAAGGAGGCAAAGAGCAACUAUUUUGAUUUGCCAGGCUUGGAUGUUUCCAUCGCGUUUCCCCAAGCAACCCCAGCUUCCAUCUUCCCCCCUUGUGUGUCAGAUUAUUAUCAGUUUGAUGAUCUGUUGACUCCUGAGGAGCAAGCUGUCAGGAAGAAAGUACGAGAGUGCAUGGAAAAAGAAGUUGCUCCAAUAAUGGCGAAGUAUUGGGAGAAGGCAGAAUUUCCAUUUGAAGUGGUUCCAAAGCUUGGAGCGUUGUGCAUCGCCGGUGGCAGUAUCAAGGGCUAUGGUUGUCCGAACCUCUCCAUUACUGCAAAUGCCAUUGCUGCAGCUGAAGUUGCAAGAGUUGAUGCCAGCUGCUCUACUUUCAUUUUGGUUCAUUCUUCUUUGGCAAUGCUGACUAUUGGACUGUGUGGAUCAGAAGCACAAAAGCAGAAAUAUUUACCAUCUCUUGCAGUCCUAAAGACCAUAGCAUGUUGGGCUCUGACGGAACCUGAUUAUGGUAGCGAUGCAAGUGCUUUGGGAACAACUGCAAGGAAGGUUGAGGGAGGCUGGAUUCUUGAUGGGCAAAAGCGCUGGAUAGGCAACAGUACUUUUGCGGAUGUUUUAGUUGUUUUUGCUAGAAACACCUCCACAAAUCAGAUAAAUGGAUUCAUCCUAAAGAAGAACACUCCAGGUUUACAAGCUACUAAAAUAGAAAACAAAAUUGGCCUGAGAAUGGUUCAAAAUGGUGAUAUUCUAUUGAAGAGCGUUUUUGUCCCUGACGAAGACAGACUUCCUGGAGUUAAUUCUUUUCAAGAUACAAGCAAGGUGCUUGCUGUUUCGCGCGUCAUGGUCGCCUGGCAACCUAUUGGCAUAUCAAUGGGCGUUUAUGAUAUGUGUCACAGGUACCUGAAGGAGAGGAAGCAAUUUGGUGCUCCAUUGGCAGCUUUCCAGCUCAACCAACAGAAACUAGUUCGCAUGUUAGGUAAUGUUCAGGCAAUGUUUCUUGUUGGUUGGCGUCUAUGCAAGCUGUACGAGAGUGGAAAAAUGACUCCUGGUCAUGCUAGCAUGGGCAAGUCUUGGAUUAGCUUGAAGGCUAGGGAAACUGUUUCUCUUGGGCGAGAAUUACUUGGUGGCAAUGGAAUUUUGGCUGACUUUCUCGUUGCAAAGGCUUUCUGUGAUUUGGAGCCUAUAUACACGUAUGAAGGUACUUACGACAUCAACACCUUGGUAACAGGCAGGGAGAUAACUGGCAUUGCCAGUUUCAAGCCAGCUGCAUUGAGCAACCGGAGCCGUCUCUAAACUUGCUCGCACUCAUGCCCAGGAUGCUAAAAUCAUGCUUCAAGUUGGGGGAUCUGUCUAAGUUGUGGCCAACAGUGGAUCUUAGCUGGGCUCUGAUGUAUAAUUUAAGGAAACCAACAUAAUGGAGUCGCAAGCAUAAAGUUUACUUGCCCCAGAGAAACUGUUGUUUGUGACCAGUUUAAGUUCUUGUAAUAAAUUUAUCUACUAAAUUUUGCUGCCUAUUGUUGUUUGACACAUAUUUUAGUAUAUCGACAUUGCAUCUCCAGAUUAUAAUUCAUUAUAUUUGCAGUGUGAA